Pseudomyrmex gracilis is the source of this 3318-nucleotide messenger RNA. RefSeq names its product fatty acyl-CoA reductase 1-like. The transcript has 7 exons. Gene Ontology annotation, molecular function: alcohol-forming very long-chain fatty acyl-CoA reductase (NADP+) activity. Gene Ontology annotation, biological process: long-chain fatty-acyl-CoA metabolic process. The record is from RefSeq and is a predicted model, not a curated record. Lineage: Eukaryota; Metazoa; Arthropoda; Insecta; Hymenoptera; Formicidae. Gene Ontology annotation, cellular component: peroxisome. Bases 1625 to 3091 code for a protein of 488 amino acids.
GAAUAUCAUCUAAAAUCUUUAAGUAGAUUUUUUAAGUAUAAAAUCUUCUACUUACAAGAAUAUAAUUUUUUUGGUGCAUGAUAUUGCAAAGUUACGUGCGCACUUUGAUCGGUCUUUGUGACGAUCGUAGCAUCAGGUCAUAACGGAAAUGCUGACAUUUAGUCAUUUUCAUAAGCUGUAUUGUCAAAAGCAUGUUAAUAUUUGUUUUACAGAAACCAAUGCCAAACGAGUUUGUUGCGAAAACUGCGUGAUAUUUGAUAAGACGUUAUAUAUUAUAAGAGACAAAAACGAUAAAAUUACUUAACGGAUUGCCAUUAUUGAUGUUUCAGAAUGGACUGGCUUCAUGAAAGUAUCAAAUUGUUGUUUGUGAUUAUGCUAUCCUACAUCUUGUAUUCACGUUUAUGAUUGCACAAUAGGUAAAUUAGAUUAUAAAUCAAGGAAUUGAGUGUUUUUUAUUUUUUGAGAUAAGUGAAUUUUAUUUGAUAAAAGUGAAUGUUUAAAUUAGUUUGUAAUACUAGACAAAUUGUAAGAAUCACGUAAAUUUGUAAGUAUAAAACUUCAAAAUAGGUUUUGACGGUUAAAACAAUACGUGAAUGACACGAUACAUCAAGUGUAUACUGAACAGAACGUUUCACUAAUUUGUACUUUUUUAGUUAAACACAUACGAGUAUAACUUAACAUAUUUGUAUAUCUAUAUUACGAAAUAUUUUUAAAUCAAUGUUAUACUUGUUGUUUAUACAAAUGUCAGAAAAGCAUCUCUAAAUACUAUUACAGUUCUAACACAUUAGAAUGAAAAGAAACAACUAUCGAUUAUUAUCACUUCAACUACUGUAUUUUCAACAUAAAACAUUUACAUGAAUAAAUAUUCUAUUCACGUAGGUAUUAAUUUCUCAUCUAGAGAAAUCUUUUUUAAUACUUUUUUUAUUGCGUGACCGUGAUAAUAUUUCUCAAUAGCAAUGGUUGAUUGUGUGAACGGCAUCAAUGACAAACUUCUAAACGUGGAAAUGUAAGCAGACAAAUAUACGAAAGACUUAUGUAUUUAAGUGUAUAUGGUAUUCUGUUCUUUAAAAGAAAAUCUUUCUUUUUCGAUUUUAGAUAAUUGUUCUAUAAUUUUGAUGGCACAACGAAAUUGCAACUUGCUUAUCUCUCAAAGUUUUUUACUUGUAGUUGAACCCGAUUGUAGGAAAACGUUUUGUGUAAUCGUUUAUUCGUGCGCGAUUUUCAAGAAACUAUGUUUCUGCGCGUUUACCGGUAUCACGCUAUUAUACAUCAAAAUUCUGAAUAUUGAAUAUAUUAUAAGUUUAAAUCACACACUCACACACACAUGCACAUAAAUCAAUAUUAAACACAAUAUGGAAAUGUAAACUAGACUGCUGUUCGAACUUUUAGAAUAUUGCAUAUCAUGAAAAAAAGUCUUCAUCAUUUCCUCAAAACGACCUCAUCAUUUCCUAUAAAUAAGCCAACUAUUCAGUUAGACUCAUUUACGUACAAAAACUUUGACAGAAAAGAACGUGCUUAGGUUUGAUCACAUCAACAUUUGUGAGUUGCUGACUAUCUACCUAUUUGAAACUUCUCAGUAUCUAUCACAUACUACUUUAUAAACGUUUGAAAUAUUUUAGUCAGGAUGAGUGAAUACGCUAAUACAUCUAUACCCACCUUUUACUCUCAUCGAAGUGUGUUCAUCACUGGUGGCACAGGUUUCCUGGGAAAAGCGCUAUGUGAAAAAUUACUGAGAAGUUGUCCAAAUAUUAAGGAAAUAUUUUUACUGAUUCGACCAAAAAAAGGACAAACCAUCAACGACAGGUUAAAGAAAAUGUUACAAAACAAGCUUUUUGAUUUAUUACGGCGCGAACGGCCAAACAGUUUUGAGAAGAUUAUUCCAAUAAGCGGAAACGUGAGUAGGGAGGAUUUAGGAUUAUUGCCAGAGGACAGGAAAAUNUUAAGUGAAAAAGUGUCGAUAAUAUUCCACGUAGCGGCUUCUGUCCGCUUNGACNANAGUCUGAAAGAUGCGAUUUUUACAAACUUACGGUCGACGCGUGACAUUUGUAUUUUGGCCCAAACUAUGAAAAAUAUAGUGGCUCUAGUUUACGUAAGCUCGGCCUUCUCACAGUGUGAUAACCCCGUCGUAGACGAGAUUUUUUAUCCUUUGGAAGACGUAGACUGGAAAAAAACGAUCCAUACUGCUGAGAAAAUUGACAACGAAAUUUUAAAAAUUUUUACCGCGAAAUAUAUACAUCCCAUGCCCAAUACGUACGUCUUUACAAAGCGACUAGCAGAAAAUGUUAUAAACGAUUUUUCUGAAUCGUUGCCUUGCGUUAUUAUUAGACCUUCAAUUGUAGUACCUUCAAUUAGCGAUCCAAUACCAGGCUGGCUAGAUAAUUUUAAUGGCCCAAUGGGCUUACUAAUCGGUGGUGGGACCGGUCUUUUGCGCGUAGCUUAUAUAGACUCUUCUGUAGUACCAGAUUGGGUAUCAAUCGAUAUUGUAACAAAAGCAACCGUAAUCACUGGUUGGAGACGGGGAAUGAGAAACAUCACUGAGGAUACGAGCAUUCAUAUUUACAACUGCUGUACCAAAGACAUAGUGAACUUGAGUUUACGCAAAUUAUUACGCGUAGGUAUUCGUUUUGCUUAUGAUAUUCCUUUAGAGAGAAUUAUUUGGAAACCGAAUACGAUUGUGAUAAACAAUUAUUCUUUAUAUUACAUACUNGUAUUGAUACUACAUAUUUUGCCGUCAGUUCUAAUAGAUACUAUUCUGAGAAUAGUCCAUGUACGUCCGAUGUUAGUAAACCUGCAAAGAAAAAUAUUCGUAUCAUUUUGCGCGUUGUGUUUUUUUUUAACAAACUCAUGGCAUUUCAAAAACUCAAAAUUUAGAAGAUUGUUCGAGGAAAUAAAUGCUGAUGACAAAAUAAUAUUUGGAUACACAGACUUGUUGGAUCUUAAUAUCGAAGAAUAUUUUAGAAAUGGCAUUAUUGACUGUAAACUCUACUUGCUUAAUGAAAACAUGAGUCGCUUGGAUCAAGCGAGACGUCAUCGUAAAAGGAACGUUUUACAUACUUUCGCGAAGGUAUGUGCUUUAGUUGCUCGCUUGUGACGUUGUUAUAAAAAACUUAGGUCAUACUGUGGAAACGCUAUGGCAUUCAAUAAUUCUCAUGAGGUGUACCGCCAGCUUUUAGAAGCUUGUUUAUUGUAGGGUCUUACAAGAAGAAACAAUUUUAUUUCCGAUAGUGUAUCGCGAGUCGAAAGUUAGCGUCUACAUUGAACCUCAAUUCCUUUUUUUUUAUGUAGGAGUAAGAGAGAAAGUAGAUGCUACUUUGACGC